This is a messenger RNA of Tetrahymena thermophila SB210, 333 nucleotides long. RefSeq names its product transmembrane protein, putative. The annotation marks the transcript as partial. The record is from RefSeq and is a predicted model, not a curated record. Lineage: Eukaryota; Ciliophora; Oligohymenophorea; Hymenostomatida; Tetrahymenidae. The transcript has a single exon.
UUGAUGUUGUAAAAAAGAAUAAUAAAUUUUUCUUUUAAUUACCAGAUAAAAAAAAUAAAGAAAAAAAGAUAUUUUAGGUUAAUAUCGAUUAAUUGGGUGUGGAAGAUACAAUUGAUAACUUUUUAUUAAUUGUUAAUUACAUUCAAAUAGAAAUAAAUUAUUUUUGCCAUUAAGAUAAGAUUCAACUCAGAAAUAAAAACGAUAUUUUUGGCAAAAUAGAGAUUGAAUUAUUACAAGAAUUACAAUCUGAAUUGCGAACUAUUUCAGGUGAAUUGUUAUUAGGUUAAGAAUAUCUUUAAAUAAAAAUUUUUGAUAAAAUUUAUGAUAUUGUGA